Messenger RNA from Paramacrobiotus metropolitanus, 1030 nucleotides. RefSeq lists its product as uncharacterized. The coding region runs from base 157 to 717 and encodes 186 amino acids. Lineage: Eukaryota; Metazoa; Tardigrada; Eutardigrada; Parachela; Macrobiotidae. The transcript has 3 exons. The record is from RefSeq and is a predicted model, not a curated record.
GAUCUCUCGCACAACGUCGCCAAGAGCGUCUCGCUGACCACCUUCGUGGCGCUGCAGCGCUGGCUCCAAGAGGAGGUGGCCGUCUUCCGCCGGCGCGCGCUGAACCUCCUCCCGCUGCUGGAAACCGACCGCGAAGACGUGGCGCCGCCGCCCGUCAUGCUGCAGCUCUCGGCCGUUCAGGCUGCGAUCCCUUUUGACCAAUGGGCGCCCCGCGUCCCGGAGCUGCUGCGCCGGAUGCUGGUCGAGUUCUUCAAGUGUGACUGCCCGCUGCCGGCGGCCAACGGGGGCGUGGCCAGCGGCAGUGGCGAGACGCGGCGUUUCCGGCAGAUCGGGCGGAUCGUGGCGGAAUUGGAGUGCCGCCUGCAGCAGCGCACCUGGCUGAACCGGCGCACCUACCGCAAGGCCGUGCUGCAGAAGCGGCCGGGGACGCUGCUGGGUCUGGAGGAGCAGUGGCGGCUGGAGUGCCAGGUGGCCGAGCGAAUCGCCGAGACUGCCGGGCGGCCGGUGGACCUGCACUUCCGCCUCACGCUCCUCCACAACGCCGUCGAGACGGAGCGGCUCUGCGUCUUCCUCGCCGCCGACGAGUCCUCCACUGAUCUCCAGAAUUUGAUUGAGUUUCUGCGGCGUUUCCUGCGUCUGGGACAGAGCGCGGAGCUGGAGAACGGGCGGGAUUCGGCGGAGGACGCCGCAGCGGCACCGGCACACCGCGUGGACUGAACGGAUCGCGCUGGCCGGAGUCCCGCAGCGGGGCCAAGGGCGCCGCUAGUCGUUGUUGUUGUUGUUGUGUUUCCGGCUGUGUUUACUCGCCAUUGACUGGGAAGCGGUGCGCGGCGCGCUGUGGAUGCACGGGAAUGGGUUGUUGAUUAAUGACUUGUUGAGGUGAAGUGUUUCUGCAUAGAUUCCGGGAUGGUUGGGGCUUGUGUUUGUUACGGUGAUGCGGUUGUUCUGGCUGGGAGCGCCAGUGUACGCACGCUGCUGGGUUGUGCGCCGCAUUGGGCGGAUGAAAAUACGAGUAUUAAUGAUGAAAGUG